Owenia fusiformis is the source of this 4428-nucleotide messenger RNA. Lineage: Eukaryota; Metazoa; Annelida; Polychaeta; Sabellida; Oweniidae. The record is from the annotation of a GenBank genome assembly.
GAAUAUUAUUGCGCACUUCUCACAUGGAAAUAACAUUUUAUGAAAAACUAACAUUUUUUACCAAAUUAUCAAGCUGUUUGACAAUUUAAGAGAGAAUCUGAUACUGGCAAUUACUAAGGACCCCCCAAUUAUUACAAUGGAUUUACUACAGGUCCUGCAAAACUCAGUUUCUACAGUUCAAGAGGAGCUAGAGAAUGCUAACAAAUUUCUGGAACAGGCAGCUGUGCAAAAUUUGCCACAGUUACUGCAACAAUUAUCCGAUGUUCUGAAGCAUGGCGGCAAUAACGCAGCAGUGCGUAUGCAGGCUGGUAUCCAGUUAAAGAAUGCCUUAUACUCCAAAGACCCCUCUAUAAAAGAAUCAUAUCAGCAAAGAUGGCUGGCUAUGCCAGAAGAAGUAAAAGCCCAUGUGAAGAAGAAUGUGCUAGAUACUCUAGGUACGGAACAGAUGAGACCAAGCUCUGCAGCCCAAUGUGUCGCUUAUAUCGCAUGUGCAGAGCUACCACAAAACCAAUGGCAAGAUCUAAUAGACAGUUUAACAAAAAAUGUGACAAAUCCAAAUAGCACGGAGGAAAUGAAGGUUUCCACUUUAGAAGCCAUAGGAUAUAUUUGCCAAGACAUUGACCCUGUUAUAUUACUGAAACAGUCCAAUGAGAUUCUCACCGCAAUCGUUCAUGGAAUGAAGAAAGAUGAACCAAGUGCACAUGUCAGAUAUGCCGCCACUGAAGCCUUGCUGAACUCACUAGAAUUUACUAAAGCUAACUUUGAAAAAGAGUCUGAGCGCCACUUCAUAAUGCAAGUGGUAUGUGAGGCAACACAGUCUAAUAACAUUCAAGUGAAAGUGGCAGCCCUACAAUGUCUGGUGAAGAUUAUGUCCUUGUAUUACCUUUACAUGGAGCACUAUAUGGGACAAGCCCUAUUUGCAAUCACAGUUGAUUCCAUGAAGAGUGAAUUUGAUGAGGUCUCACUACAGGGUAUUGAGUUCUGGUCCAAUGUCUGUGAUGAGGAGGUGGACCUUGCAAUAGAAGCUUCUGAGGCGGAUGAACAAGGCAGACCUCCAGAGAGAACUAGCAGAUUCUAUGCUAAAGGUGCUCUUCCAUACCUGGUUCCCUUACUGUGUAUGUGCCUCACCAGACAAGAAGAGUUUGACGAUGAUGAUGAGUGGAACCCCUGUAAAGCUGCUGGUGUUUGUCUCAUGCUUCUAGCAACCUGUUGUGAGGAUGAAAUAGUUCCCAUAGUGAUACCUUUCAUCCAUGAAAACAUCAAGAGUCCCGACUGGAAAUGCAGGGAUGCAGCUGUCAUGGCAUUCGGUUCAGUUUUAGAGGGCCCUGACCCAAAUAAUUUAAAGAAGCUGGUAGAAGAGGCCAUGCCAAUGUUGAUAGGACUCCUAAAAGAUCCAAGUGUUGUUGUGCGAGACACCACAGCUUGGACUGUGGGGCGUGUGUGUGAGAUUCUACCAGAGGCUGUAAUAAAUGAACAGUUCCUGAAACCAUUGUUAAUCUCACUUGUUGAAGGUCUCAACUCUGAGGCCAGGGUAGCAGCCAAUGUCUGUUGGGCAUUCUCCAGUUUGGCCGAAGCAGCAUAUGAACAAGCUGCCGAACAGACUGCCCAGGAUCACCAUGACGAUAGUGUAGAACCACCCACUUAUUGCUUGUCAUCAUACUUCGAGCCAAUCAUAGAAAAGUUGUUGGAGACAACUGACAGACCUGAUGGCAAUCAACACAAUCUGAGGAGCGCAGCUUAUGAGGCCCUUAUGGAACUUGUCAAAAACAGCCCUAAGGAUUGUUACUUCACAGUACAGAAGACUACCAUGGUGAUAUUAGAGAGGUUACAACAAGUCAUACAGAUGGAGAGUCAUUUGCAGUCCUCGUCAGAUAGAGUCCAAUUUAAUGACCUACAGUCAUUGCUUUGUGCAACAUUGCAGAGUGUUCUACGUAAAGUAACACCUGAGGAUGCCCCCAAGGUGUCGGAUCCCAUCAUGCUGGCUCUCCUGCGAAUGUUUGAAGGUGCAGGACAGGCAGGGGGAGUGCAAGAGGAUGCCCUGCUUGCAGUGUCAACACUAAUAGAAGUGCUAGGUGAGGCCUUUAUGAAGUACAUGGAUGCGUUCAAACCCUACCUAGCAAUAGGACUGAAGAACCAUGCUGAGUACCAAGUGUGUAUUGCUGCUGUAGGCAUUGUGGGAGAUCUCUGUAGGGCUUUAGGCGACAAAGUGCUUCCGUUCUGUGAUGAAUUGAUGCAACUUCUCAUGGAAGACCUCAGUAAUAAUGGCCUACAUAGAUCUGUCAAGCCUCAGAUACUGUCAGUGUUUGGUGAUAUUGCCUUGGCCAUUGGACCUGCAUUUAAAAAUUAUUUGGAGGUUAUCCUGAACACUCUCAACCAAGCCUCUCAAGUUACUGUUACAGACCAGGAUGACUAUGAUAUGAUAGACUACUUAAAUGAGCUGAGGGAGGCAUGUCUGGAGGCUUAUACUGGCAUCAUCCAAGGACUAAAAGGUGAUAUGACAACACCCUCUCCCACAGCUGAUGUCAACCUGAUGUUGCCGCAUAUUGAACACAUCUUUGGAUUUAUUGAGUUCAUUUACAUGGAUGCUGACCACAGUGACGGUUGCAUUGCUGCCAGUUGUGGCAUCAUAGGUGAUCUACUGGUGGCAUUUGGACCCACUAUCCUGCCAAUGGAAAUUAAAGAAUGCACAGUCUUGAUACUGUGGGAAGGAGAAGAAGCCAGGAAAAGGCUUAGUGACAAUAGAAGAGCUGUGAGACCCCACAUGUGUGGAGAUGAGACGCCACAUGUGUGGAAUGUCUAGAGAUGUGUUAGUCUGACUGACUGUCUGAAUGACUUGUUAGUGAAUAAUGUGCGCGAGUGUAAACAUUAAAUGCGCGAAUGAAGCAAGUGUAUGUAUGAGACGUUUGCGAUUAUGAUAUCAUGACACAUCAUCUCAUUUACAUACUCAAUUAGUCCCUAGAGGGGUAUCAUUAGCCCCUAGAGGGGUAUUAUUAGCCCCUAGAGGGGGUAUCAUUCAAUCAGCAUUAAAAUAGCCCCUUUUUGUCAGGUGGCUCUGUGAAACAUACACAAAGUUUAAUUGAAUGCUGAAAAUCUUGGUCUUAUCACAUUAUGCAAAUAAAAUGUAUGGAUUUGGACUAAGAAAAGAAAUGUUACGAAUGCCAUCCCCAAGAGAAAAUUAGACAUUCUCAUGGACUACAUGUUUCAUAUUUAACACUGGACUGAUUCUGUGAUCUAAAUGCAAUGAAAUAAAGCUAGAAUACUUGCUACAACUGAAUUAUUGUUAUGCUGAAACUCAGGAAUCAAUUUUAUAUUGCCAAAAAGUUAUUUAAUAUCAUAAAAAGCUGAUAUUGCAAAGUAUUCUAGCUAGCUGUGCCUAUUAAAGGUCUGCCCUCUCAAAUACUUCCAAAUAUGUCUUAUAUUACUUUCAGGUUUGUCAUUUUGGAUGAUUGACCUUUGCCAAAUUGAACUCCUGCAGUUUAGUUUUCAUAAUACAGAAUGCAUUUACACAAUUCAUAGCUGAUGUUCAAAUGACAUAAUUACAAUAUGAAUAUAUUAACAAAUACAUGUACUCAAAUUCUUGAAAGUAACUUUUUAUGUUUCAUUGUGAAAAUGUCAAGUUACUGUAGGGUAAUAUGGACCUAGUUUGAAGUACUUUAAAGGGCAAGACGUUAAGUUACUGUAACUGCUCAGGGAAAUUCCUCUUUCAAACUUUGCUUCAGCUGCCUUAAUCAUCUCACAAUAGAUGUAUCUCAGAAAUGCAGAUCUCAAUUUAUCAUAGUUAACUUAAAGUGCAUUUUCAUUUGUUAGAUUCACCAUUUGAAUUCUGAUUAUAUACAGAUUUAUGCUAUUCAGUAGGUUUAUGAAAUUACUAUUUAAUAUGUUUCUCGGAACCUUUUGAAUGACCUCUUUUAAUCUAACGAAGAUGGAGAAAUGAAGUAAAGUUUGGAUGAGAAACUUCAUAUUUGGUUCAUUGUCAAAACAUUAUUGCCAAAAUGUAUAUUCAAGAUUUCCAAUUAUCAAAUUGUCAAAUUGUUCAUUCAGAUUCUCUUUGACAUUUAAUGAUUCCAAGUGAUUCUCAGGAGAACUAGUCACAUUGCUCUCAAAUGAAUAUUUACUGUCACAUCUUCCCUGUGCUUUUUGAAGACAAUUUGUAAAACAGUACAAAAUUGAAAAGUUUACUGAAAAUGGAAGUAGUUUCAAUUCAGACUUAUGUAGGAGUUGGAAUCCAUCAAAAGGUUUGCCAAUUUUGAAUUCUCAUGUGCUUUCAAGGGUUUUCAUUUGUGUGCAAUGUAUCAAGAUCUCCAUUUUCUUGUCAAGUCAACAGGGAUGUAUUCUCAGUGUAUAUUCUCCAAUCAUGAAUGCAGUAUUAUUAUGAAUAUGUGUGACACAUUAAUAAAUGUGUGUCAAUGACACAUCAGUGAAUGUGUG